AUGCCUCCUCUUUCCGCCGGCUCGAUCGCCGAUGAACCGCCGCAUAAAAAACUGGUAGUACCGGCGCCGUAUUCUCUUUCACAACUCCCAUCGGAAAUCGUUGUCAGUUGCUUAGCACGCGUGCCUAGAUGCUACUUCCCGUCGAUCUCGCUCGUCUCCACGAUCUUCAGGCGUCUCAUCGCUUCGCCGCAGAUCUACGUCGAACGGUCAGUAAUUCGCCGAACUGAACAAGUCCUUUACGUAGUGCUUAGAUCUCACGCCGCAGAAACCCCUCGAUGGUACACUCUCAAUCUCAAGCCCUUCGGAAAUGACUCCGAAUCGACGGGAAUCACCCAUAAAUUGGUUCCGAUCCCGUCGUUCCCUUCGAUUCCUUGCUGGGGAAUGUCAAUCGUCGCCGCCGGUUCUGAGAUAUACGUAAUCGGCGGAUGCAUCAAUAACAAUUUGGUCUCCACUGUGUUUGUCAUCCAAUGCCCAUCUCACACCUCUCGCUUCCUCCCUAGCAUGAAGCAGGCACGUGGCUGCGCCGCCGCGGGAAUCGUCGACGGGAAAUUGUAUGUGAUCGGUGGUUGCAAUCCGCUGUCGUUGAAUUGGGUCGAAGCUUUUGACCUCAGGACUCAAACCUGGGAGACGGUGACGGGUAUGUAUAAUGUGGAGGUGCACGAGAAAACCAUCAGAAGCUUUGUGAUAAACGAUGAGAUUUACAUAAUGGAUCGGAAGAACAGCUUUGUGUACGAUCCUAAGGAAGGUAGAUUGGAGAGUGACAAUAUGCUGGACAGUAAAUGGAGUGUGGGAUCUUGUGUUAUCGAUAGCAAGGUGUACACUUUUGGCAGCAAGAACAAGAUAUGGGUGUUUGAUCCGGUGGCGAGGGAUUGGAGUCGCGUGAAUGGUCUCGAAGAGCUUCCUAAUAAGCGUGAUGGUUCUAGAAUGGCGAACCAUGGUGGGAAGCUUGCAAUUUUGUUCAGCCUUAGAAAGGGUUCGACGGAAAUUUGGUGUACAGAGAUCGGAUUGGAGAUGAGAGAAGGAGGAGAGAUUUGGGGGACGAUCUUGUGGUCUAGUCUUGUGGUUGAUUUGAAUGCUCCUUCCACCAUUGUGCAAUCUCUAGCUGUAACGAUUUGA
Microthlaspi erraticum is the source of this 1116-nucleotide messenger RNA. NCBI's taxonomy places the organism in Eukaryota, Viridiplantae, Streptophyta, Magnoliopsida, Brassicales, Brassicaceae. The record is from the annotation of a GenBank genome assembly.